Magnusiomyces paraingens is the source of this 1113-nucleotide messenger RNA. RefSeq lists its product as uncharacterized. Gene Ontology annotation, biological process: regulation of transcription by RNA polymerase II. Gene Ontology annotation, molecular function: transcription cis-regulatory region binding. Gene Ontology annotation, cellular component: nucleus. The transcript has a single exon. NCBI's taxonomy places the organism in Eukaryota, Fungi, Ascomycota, Dipodascomycetes, Dipodascales, Dipodascaceae. The record is from RefSeq and is a predicted model, not a curated record. Bases 1 to 1113 code for a protein of 370 amino acids.
AUGACCAUUUAUAUACCUUCUUCUAAAACAGCACACAUUUCUCACACUUCAUCUUUUUUUUCAUCCGUCUCAAGAUCCUCUUCCUUUAUCAACCAGUCAUCCUUUUCUUCUUCUUCUUCUACCUUUUCUACAUCUUCUACAUCUUUAUCUUCUUCUUUAUCAACUCCAGCAUCCAUCGAAUCUCUGCUACCUUUAAAAGUCGUUGCUUAUAAUGGAGGUGACCAUGGUGAGGCUUACGCAGUACAUAACCUACUUUCUCGUUAUGAUAACGUCUAUUGUGCUCGACGAAAUCACUGCAGUGUCGUACUUUCCCUAGCAGGUACCUCCACUGUAGCACCUUUCCCUGGAUCUUCUCCAUUUCCAUUCUUUUCACCCAUGCCCAUGGUUACUGAAAUUAACCUCGUGGCCCCUCCUCAAAAUAAUUAUACCUCUCCAGUCCAAUCUGUGGCCAUUUUUGGUGCUGUUUUCUAUUCACCAGAUCUCAUUAAACGUGCAGAUGAAUAUAUCGCAAAUUCCCCCGUGGCCCCAUUAUUUGCCGGUGAAUGCGAAUACGACGCUGUAGCUACUCGUGAGCUUUUCGCAAGUGAAUUACUACAACAACAACAACAACAACAACAACAACAACAACAACAACAACAACAACAACAACAACAACAAACCCCGGAAUCUUUACACAACCACAUAAUCCCUGUACAUUAUCACUUGUGUACUCCUAAAUACAAAUGCAACCCAACAACUUUUGCCCAAGAACUUGAUGUUGCUCCUAAAAAAUUAUCUUAUACUGAAGAAGAUGAUGAUUCAAACUUAUGUGGUCAUUCAAAUUCUCUUAAUUGCUCUCCCUACUCAUACGUGAUCCCAACAUCACUCCCUGACACGCUGGCGUCGUCAGGCGAACUGAGACCACUUGCUUUAGCUGCAAUUCCUGGGAAUUCAGAUGGUCCCUGUGGUCUUCAUCGACACUUGCGGUUAAGAUUUGCUCGAGGCGGUGUUCAUGUGCGGUAUCUUGUUGUGAGGUUUUCCAAUACAACAACGCGUGGGGACUCGAAUGUAGAUGUGGAGAGUUUGAGUGUUCAUGGUACGACAAGUGAAGGGUUAAGUGUUGAGAUGAUUUAG